AUGACUUUUCCGAAGGCUGUUUUUUUCGGAGAUUCUCUAACCCAGUUUGGUUGGACUCAUGAAGGUGGUUGGUUAUCAAUCCUGGCAUCAACUUUUGUCAGGAAGAUAGAUAUUGUUGGGAGAGGUUAUUCUGGUUAUAACACUCGUUUGUGCAAACCAUUACUUCCAAUCCUCUAUCCAAAUAAGGACUCACUAAAGGAUUGUAAAUUUUUCACUAUUUUUCUCGGAGCUAAUGAUGCUUGUGCCACUCCACAACAGCAUGUACCAGUUGAAGAAUACAAAAGUAAUCUAAGUUGGAUGAUUGAAUAUAUUCAUAAAUUGGACGUGCCUACGGAUCACAUUUCACUAAUCAGUUUACCUCCUAUUGAUGAAAAUAAAUGGGGUGCUAUUGAAAUAGCUAAAGGAAGGGCAAUUACACGAAGACUAGAUACUUGUGCGACCUAUGCAGUUGCAUGUCAAGAGGUUGCCAACGUCAAUGAAGUUAGUAUUGUGAAUUUAUAUGAAGCUAUGUUAAUGCAAAAGAAUUGGGAGUCUUUUCUUUCAGACGGUUUACACUUUUCUAGAAAAGGAUCUGAGUUUUUGGCAAGGAUUUUAGAAAACUUACUUACGGAUAAACUAGGUGACUUAAAGUGGUGGUUUCCGGAUUGGAAAGUUAUAAACCCGAACGAUCCAGCGGAGUUUAUCAGUCACUAUCUUCAGUCCCAAAUGUGA
Molecule: messenger RNA, 711 nt
Organism: Schistosoma guineensis
Lineage: Eukaryota; Metazoa; Platyhelminthes; Trematoda; Strigeidida; Schistosomatidae
Source: the annotation of a GenBank genome assembly